This is a messenger RNA of Oryza brachyantha (malo sina), 989 nucleotides long. RefSeq lists its product as uncharacterized. The coding region runs from base 42 to 638 and encodes 198 amino acids. The transcript is spliced from 3 exons. The record is from RefSeq and is a predicted model, not a curated record. NCBI's taxonomy places the organism in Eukaryota, Viridiplantae, Streptophyta, Magnoliopsida, Poales, Poaceae.
CACCACGAGCGAGUCAGUAGGUAGCAAUUCCGCCGUGUGCGAUGGAGGCGCGACGCGGGGCCGUCGCCGUCGUCCGGCGUCCGCUGCAGCCGAGGGACACCAACGUGGUGGCGGCCUCGCCAGCCGCUGCCGCGCUCGCCGCCGGGAAGGCGGCCAGGGCGAAGACGAAGGCGCCGAAGGGGAAGGCGAAGGGGACGGCGAGGGCGGCGUCGUCUCCGCCGUCGGUGAGGACGUGGAGCGCGAAGGCCGGGAGUUGCAGGGCGGCGGUGGAAAUGAAGGAGGUGUCGCUGGCGGAGGAGCUGGAGAGGGCGCGGGAGCGUCGGGGCCGGAUGCGCGCGGCGAGGGAGGUGACGGAGAGGGUCCUGGGGGAGCGCGCGGCGGCGCUGCGGCGGGAGGCGAGGGUGUGGCAGCGGCGGGACGACGAGCAGCGGCGCCUCGUGGCGGAGCUGAUGCGGCUGAUCGGCAUGCCUGAGGUUUACAUCCCGGUGGAAUCACUGAGAUCGAAGGAGGAGAGGAAGAGAAAGGAGGCGGUCGCUCAUUCUGGUUCGCUGGACACUGCAUCGAGAUUGCUGGAUGGCGUUAGGGAAAGUUGUUGUGACCGGGAGUCCGUGGAAACAGCAGCCGAAAGCAGCUCUUAAUUUUUGGUUCCCUCCUAUGGCCGACUCCUUUUGCAGAUGCCUUGUGAAUGAAAUCGAAAUCAAAUGGCUUGUUUGAGAUUUGUAUUUGUAAAUUGUUUGACUCUCUUCCUCUCUGCGAAAUCAAAAUCGAACGGUAGGACGUCGGAGCAUAGUGGUCUGCAACAAUUUGAUGCUCCUAUUCGUAAGUGAGGCUGGUGGAUUCUGAUCUUGUUUUCAAUUUACUUCCCGAAGAAAGAAACCAUUUUGAUUGCGCCAUUAGCAUCACCAGUGGGGUCUACUUGUCUUCCGGACCACCUCCUGGUUUUCCGUUUGUGUCGGACCAUUUCUUUCCUUGUCCCUUCCAGCCCAACU